This is a messenger RNA of Egretta garzetta (little egret), 906 nucleotides long. RefSeq names its product GSG1 like 2 (gene GSG1L2). Gene Ontology annotation, cellular component: plasma membrane. The record is from RefSeq and is a predicted model, not a curated record. The transcript is spliced from 6 exons. NCBI's taxonomy places the organism in Eukaryota, Metazoa, Chordata, Aves, Pelecaniformes, Ardeidae. Bases 1 to 906 code for a protein of 301 amino acids.
AUGCUAGAUACAGCGCAGUCCUGGAGGAUGCCACUUUCGGUUCCAGCUGCAGACAGAUGGCAGAGAGCCUCAGCAGCCUUCUCCCUCAGUUUUCUCUCUUUAGUCUUCUCUAUCACAGCAUUCAGCAGCAGUUACUGGUGUGAAGGGACAAGAAAAGUCGCCAAACCAUUCUGUACAGGACAGAGCAAAGGGGAUCACUGCAUCCGCUUUAAUAGCCCCGAUGCCAACAGCAGCAAUGCUGUGCAGUACAUUUGGGAGACAGGAGAUGACAAAUUCAUUGACCGAAAGUUUCAUGCUGGGAUUUGGUAUUCCUGUGAAGAAAUUAUAAAUGAAGAAGGUGAGAAAUGUAGAAGCUUCAUCAGUCUCACUCCAGCUUCUGAUCGAGGGGUUUUAUGGCUGUCUAUUGUAGCAGAGCUUCUGUACAUUGUUUUACUUCUGACUGGAGCCAUUCUUAUGUCAGUAGAAAUGUGCUACUACAGUACUGCCAUUGAUGGGCUAAAGAUCAACACCUUUUCUGCAGUGGUCACCGUAUUAGCAGGUCUUCUGGGCAUGGUUGCUCACAUGAUGUACACAACCGUAUUUCAAAUGACUGUAAAUCUUGGUCCUGAAGACUGGAGACCUCACACAUGGGAUUAUGGCUGGUCUUAUUGCCUCGCAUGGGCUUCCUUCGCGUGCUGUAUGGCUGCAGCUGUCACCACGAUUAACAAAUAUACAAAAACUAUUUUGGAAUUCAAGCACAAAAGACAAAUGCUGGAGAGGAGUUUAAAGAUUAAAUACAAGUUCCCUGAUGAUACAGCUCCAGAGAAAGCUUGCAAUGUGUAUGUGAACUCUUUUCACAACAGUACAGAGGACCCUGCACAUCCAAUGAAAGGCUUGCGUCACCUGGCCACUAUUUCAGUUCUGUGA